GCCUGGGUGUUCUCAGACAAGGGAAGCUCAACUGGGUCGAGACACGUACGUUAGACUGAUGGAUAGGAGAGGAAGGGAGGAGGCCUCCAUGGCCUGCCUUGUUUCCACUCUCAUGGUGCUCUUUGUUUCUCUGAGCUUGCCUCUUCAGACACAAGCAAAUUAUCCUUACCCAUACAAGUCACCACCACCACCACCUCUCCACCACCACAAACCACCAACACUACCACCUCCUCCUGUUUACCACUACAAAUCACCACCUCCCCCUCCCCAUGUCUACAAGUAUAAAUCUCCACCACCACCUCCUUACCACCCCAUAUCACCAGCUCCUCCUCAUCAUCAUGCCUACAAGUAUAAGUCUCCACCACCACCUCCUUACCACCCCAUAUCACCAGCUCCUCCUCAUCAUCAUGCCUACAAGUAUAAGUCUCCACCACCACCUCCUUACCACCCCAUAUCACCAGCUCCUCCUCAUCAUCAUGCCUACAAGUAUAAGUCUCCACCACCCCCUCCCUACCACCAUAUAUCACCAGCUCCUCCUCACCAUCAUCCCUACAAGUAUACAUCUCCACCACCACCUCCUUACCACCAUAUAUCACCAGCUCCUCCUCACCAUCAUCCCUACAAGUAUAAAUCUCCACCACCACCUCCUUACCACCCUGCUCCUAUCUACAAGUACAAGUCACCACCUCCCCCUCAUCAUGCUUACAAAUAUAAAUCUCCACCACCCCCUCUUCACCACCCUGCUCCUGUCUACAAGUACAAGUCACCACCUCCCCCUCAUCAUGCUUACAAGUAUAAAUCUCCACCACCCCCUCUUCACCACCCUGCUCCUGUCUACAAGUACAAGUCACCACCUCCUCCUCACCAUGUCUACAAGUACAAAUCUCCACCACCCCCUCGCCAUUACAAGGCACCUUGUCCUCCUUCCCCUGUCUACAAAUAUAAAUCACCACCACCCCCUCCCUACCAUCACAUAUCACCAACCCUACCUCCCUACCACUACAAGUCACCACCACCACCCCCUCCUGUUUACAAGUAUAAAUCACCACCGCCACCUCCCUAUCACUACAAGUCACCACCACCUCCCCCUCCAGUCUACAAGUAUAAGUCUCCUCCACCACCUCCACAUGUUUAUCACUACACUUCACCUCCUCCUCCUCCCUAUCACUAUUAAGCGGCAGAACACCGUCGAAACCAAAAGGGGAUGAAGACUUAUCUUUCCUGAUGGUUGCCAUAUAUGAACCAGCAUCAAGUGCAGGUUUUACUAGGGUUGUGGAGAGUAGAAUAAAGCAAUCGAGGUUCCUUCUACAAAAGAAGUGGCCCCUGAUGCUUCUAUGGAGUGAAUAAAGUUUCUUUAUAUCGUGUAAUGCAGAAGCAUCUGCUUAGUAGCUGGAAAAGAGUGGAAAGAGGAGAUAAGCAUAUGUACUUGCUCUUUCCUGCUUUUGAAUUGUAUUUUUGUUAGUAUUUUGGCAAAUCUCUAGGGAUUUCCUUCAAUCCCUCCUACUAUGUUCAGUUAUAACCCAGAAGUUAUUACAAUCAUAACUGUACUUGCAAGUAGCCA
Messenger RNA from Phoenix dactylifera (date palm), 1561 nucleotides. RefSeq lists its product as uncharacterized. Gene Ontology annotation, molecular function: structural constituent of cell wall. NCBI's taxonomy places the organism in Eukaryota, Viridiplantae, Streptophyta, Magnoliopsida, Arecales, Arecaceae. Gene Ontology annotation, biological process: plant-type cell wall organization. The record is from RefSeq and is a predicted model, not a curated record.